Molecule: messenger RNA, 3147 nt
Organism: Naegleria fowleri
Lineage: Eukaryota; Heterolobosea; Eutetramitea; Acrasida; Naegleriidae
Exons: 1
Coding region: 1-3147 (1048 amino acids)
Biological process (GO): protein import into nucleus
Cellular component (GO): nuclear envelope; cytosol
Molecular function (GO): small GTPase binding
Source: RefSeq, a predicted model, not a curated record
AUGACAGAUCACUUACUACCAUCUCUCGAACAAAUUCAAUUGGUUCUCCUCAACACUUUCAAUCCGAACCGAAAUCAUCAAUUAGAAGCAGAAAAAUUCCUCAAUGAUUGGAAGCACGUCAAGGGAUUCCCAAGUUCCAUCUUCCAAUUAAUUUUACAAUCACAACAAGACUCCUCCUCACAACAAUCUCUAUACAUUCAACAGGCUGGAGUUAUCUUUUUGAAGAAUCUUGUUGUGAAACAUUAUGAUACAUCUCGGAGAAGUUUAAUUGAUGAAUUUGAUGAUGAUGAUGACACGACUCAUGUAGAUUCAAACUCUCUUCCUCCCAUUCCUGAAAUGCAUCCCGAAGACAAACAAUUUUUGAGAGAAAACAUUUUACGAGCCAUGAUUCACUCUCCACACAUUGUUCAGAAUCAAUUGUGUCUCAUUUAUCAAGUCAUUGUCUAUUCGGAUUAUCCUGUGAAUUGGAUAAAUCUCGUGGAUGAGAUUAUUAACAUGCUGAGGUCGAAUGGAGCGAAUUGUGUCUAUGCGGCGCUAUUGGCAUUGCAUGGAUUAUUGAAACGAUACAAGAAUGCUCCUGGAGAACAUUAUCGAAUUGCUGUGAAUGACAUUGUGGAAAGAACUUUUGAUAUUAUCACUGGAUUAUUCCAAUAUUUGUUGAGUCAAAAUACGGAUGAAUUUGCAACCAUGAGAACAUUGAUUACAAAAAUUGUUUGGUGUUCAUUUUCUCUUGGAACUCCUCAAUACUAUUAUUUGGAAGUGAAGGAAGGAAAAUUUGAUCGAUUUAACAAAUUGUUGGAAAUGUUUUUGGAAUGUUACAAAAUUGAAGUUCCACCACACAACAUUGAAAAUGUUGACAAUCCACAUUGGAAGGUUAAGAAAUGGGUUGGUCAUUUUGCGUAUCGACUUCUCAUUACAUCUUCUACACUCGAAACAAGGGAAGUUUCUCAAGAAGAAAUUGUUAUUGCUCAAUACUUUGUUUCACAGUGGUCUGUGAAAUUCUUGGAAUUGUUCUUGCAAUUGAUUCAAUUCAAUCUUAAGGGAGCUUUUGUGCCAUAUCGUAUUGUGACUCUUUCAUUUAGAUAUUUAGAUGCUUGUGUGGCAAAUCCUGAUGUUUACAAGCAUGCAGUUGCACCAAGACUACAAUCAUUGAUUGUUGAUUAUAUUUUCCCUUAUUUGACUUUUACUUCACAAGAUGCAGAAUUGUGGGAAUAUGAUCCUCAAGAGUGGCUUCGAAUUGGUUAUGACUUGGUUGAAGAUUUGUGGAAUACCAGAAUGAAUGCAAUGGGUACUUUGUCAAGUUUGUUAAAAGUCCGCCGAAAAGACGCAUUUCCCAUCUAUCUUCAAUAUGUGACACAAGUGUUGACCAGCUACGCCGAUAACACCAAUGUCAAUCCACAACUCAAAGAUGGUAUUUUGUAUUCCAUUGGUAACAUGAAACAACUCUUCUUGAAAAAUAACAUGACCAAAGAUAAGCUUGAAGAACUCCUCCUCAUGUUUGUCUUCCCAGAAUUCAAGAAUGAGAAAUGCCCAUAUUUAAGAGCAAGAGCUUGUUGGAUGCUUGGAUGUUUUGCAGAUGCACCUUUCAAAAAUCCAGAAACUCCUGUUCAAGGAAUGCAACUCAUUCUUGAUUGUCUUAAAGACAAGCAAAUUCCAGUUCGAGUUCAAGCAGGUUUAGGAUUGAGUUGGCUUUUGCGUUUGGAAUCUGCUACCCAAUAUGUGAGACCAAUUCUUCCACAAUUAUUAGAUGUCUAUAUGAAUAUUAUGAGUGAAAUGGAACACUCCACUGUGGUACAAAGUAUUGAACUGCUUGUUGAUGCAUUUGCUGAAGAAAUGGAACCUUAUGCUGUGAAUAUUUGUGGUCGAAUGGCUGCUGCUUUUAUUCGACUUUUUGAAGAAGAUGACAAUGAUUUGGAUAAUGCUGAAGAAGAUAUUCUCAUGGAUAAUUGUAUUCACACCAUCAUGACAUUGUUGGAAUCUUUUAGAAACAAGCCAAGAGUUUAUAGACAAUUAGAGCCAGUGUUAUUGCCACUCAUUGUCAAGAUUUUGGAAUCUCCUGAUGAAGGUUAUGACUUUGUAGAACCUGCUAUGGACAUGUUGGUCUAUGUCACUUAUCAUUGUGAUGGAUCUAUUUCAGAAAAUUGUUGGAAUUUGUUACCAACGAUUUACAAUGCAUUUAGUGGAUGGGCUUAUGAUUUUAUUGGAUAUCUUGUUGCUCCAUUGGAUAAUUAUAUUUCAAUGGAUACUCAAAAGUUUUUAUCAAAUCCAGAUCAUGUCACAAUGGUCUAUCAUUUGUGUGCUAAACAUCUGGCCAAAGGUGCGGAGACUGUUGAAAAAGAAGCACAAGGAGCUUGCAAGAUUCUGUCAUGCAUGCUUCAACAUUGCAGAGGAGCUAUUGAUAAUGAAAUUCCAAAAUAUUUAGAAAUGGUCAUGUGUCAAAUUGAUUUGGCAGAGACACCUGCAUUUAUUGUUUUAUUGUUGGAAGUGUUUGCUGAUGCUAUUAUUUAUAAUAUGGAACUUGCACUCAGUUAUGUGGAAUCCAAGCAAUUUACUUUGAAAUUAUUUACCAAAUGGUUCCAAAAUUUACCUAAUUUCAAACGGAUUUAUGAUAAGAAGGUUGCAGUUCUUGCAUUUUCAAAUAUCAUUGGAUAUGCCAAUUUUGCUAAUUUACCAAAACCACUCCAAGAUAAUAUUUCACACAUUGUGAGUGCUUGUGUCAAGCUACUUUUGGAAAUUAAUGAAUUGAAACAAAAAGUUGGAGAACAAAAUCAAAACGGUGCAGAGGAAAAUGCUUAUUAUGAUGAUUAUGACUCUGAAGAAGAUGAAUAUAAUGAUGGAAAUGGUCAAACAUCCAAACAAUUGAGUCUCUCUGUAGAUGCAUUGAAACAAGAUACUAAUUUAAAGAGAAUUGUAGAAGCUCUUACAAACUCGGCCUAUGAUGCUCAAGCCGAUGAUGAAAUUGAUGAAAUGGAAGUCUUUGAUUCUCCUAUUGACAAGUAUGACGAAAAAGUUUAUUUUGGAAAGGCCAUGAUUGUCUUCUCAUCAAAUUCUGCCUCUCUGUUCCAGAAAGUCAUUUCGCAAUCGAGCGAAGAAGAUAAGAAUGCAUUACAACAACUCAUGAACCAUGCAGCUCAGCAAUCAAUGUAA